AUGCGUCUUGGUUGUAUCAUUGCCAUCCUGAUUGCCGUCACUCUCCAUACCAGCAGCACCGCGUUUCCUGAGACCCUUCUCGCGAUUCUCGCGUCAAACGCACCUCAAGAUGCUGUUGCCUCGGUCGAUGCGGAUGUUGAGCGGCACUUGCGUCGUGCCAAGCCUGGUGCAGGUGACAAUACUGGAAAGAGAAUGCUCGCGGUACACGGCAACCCUGGCAGUUUUCUUACUUUUGUCGCCGACCAUACAUUCGGGGACACAUAG
Molecule: messenger RNA, 264 nt
Organism: Peronospora belbahrii
Lineage: Eukaryota; Oomycota; Peronosporomycetes; Peronosporales; Peronosporaceae
Source: the annotation of a GenBank genome assembly